UAUCUAUAUACUUGUACCAAAAUGGCGUCUCGUGAUGGUGAUGCAGACAGAAGGCUUCGUAAAACAAGUGUUGCUUGGAAUUAUUUUACUCUUGUGGAUGAUGAGAAGCGAAUCGCAGCUUGUAAUACUUGCGACUCUCAUAUGUCCUUUCGAUCGUCUAUUUCCAACUUGAUGAAACAUUUGAAAAGAAAACAUGGGGACAUUGAGACCGCGGAGGCAAAGUUUGAGGAUGACAAAGAUUCGGAAUCGGAAGAUGAGGCGAAAGUCAACCCCGAAGAUGAUAAGCUCCAAUGCGGCCCCAUCCAGGAGCACUUUGAGAUUACGAAUGCCGAGAAAAAAAUAGCCACAUGCUCCGUGUGCCAAGUGCCGCUGUCUUAUAAGAGCUCCGUGACAGUUCUGCUGAAGCAUCUCCGGAGGAAGCAUAAUAUUGAUGUCGGGGAUGUGGAGCUGUCGGAGGAUGAAGACAAGAAACCAGACUCUCUCCCACCAAAUCUGCGCUCUGCCAUCUGGCCGUAUUUCCGCAUCACGGACCCGGCGUGCAAGGCGGCGCGUUGUCUGGUGUGUCGCAAACUCCUGUCGUAUAACACCGGCACUUCUAACUUGAGAAAACAUCUGAUGAGGAAGCAUCCAUUGAUAAAUCUACCCGGACCAGGUGAAGAGAGAAAAACUAUAAUUCUAUCAUCCGGCGACCAACUGUACGAGUACGAGGUGGAAGCGGGCGAGGGUGAAAACAAGGGGGAUGAAAAUGAUGAUAACGAUCAGAGUGAACCAGUAGCUAUCGACGAAGUGUUUCUAGACGAGUUCAACGGGAGCAUUAACCGAAUACAAUCCGACAAAAAGUACAAAUCAAAGAAGAGAAAACACAAAGAUAAAAAACCAAUCGUUCUAGAACAUUCCGACAGUGAUGACGAUGUAAUAUUAAAAAAGCCCAAAGAAGAUAGUACAGAUAUAUUCGGGAAAUACAUAGCUUCGUUGCUAAAGGAGCUACCGAAGCAGACUUCGAAUCGUUUGCAGAAAGAGUUUGUGAAGCAAAUAAUGAAUGCUCAGCUUGAGUCUCAGACUCAGAACGGGUACUCAGUUGAGCAACAGAGUCAGUACUCGAUUACGAUAGCGGACGCGGGGGCGUCUGUGCCUGAAGAUGUGAGGUUUGAGCUUAUCACGACCAAACCUGAGGAUAAUAAAAUAAAUUUUUUUCUUUACACAGACGAAUCAGACGCGCAAGAUGACGUGUGGAGCUUCUUCGAGCGCGCGGGCGGCGAGGCGCGCUGCGCGGUAUGCCGCGCCAUGGUACCCAUCUCCGCGCUGCGCAGUCACCUGAGGAAUAAUCACCCUAAGCUAGUGGAUAUUGUGGAAUCAGAGGAGGAAACAGCGACGAACAACGUCCAAGAAGACGUUUACACGGAAGUUGUAUAUCUCGAGCACGACGAGAGCCCCAAAAGAGCCCCAAAACCCGUCGAAAAACCAAGAAAACCAAAACAAUACGUAGAAAGAAGCCCCAAAAAGCGAAGACUUAGCUCCUCUUCCGACGAUGAGCCUUUAAAUUACAAGAAAAAAGACGAUGAAAUCGAGCAAUUUGGAAAAUACAUAACAUGCUUACUGAAAAAAAUACCUCAAGAUACUAGCAUGGAAUUACAGAUGGAAAUUGUUAAUUUAAUAGUGAAAAAACAGUUGGAGCAAAGGAGAAACGAAACGUCAGUUUUGGCGGCAAAGGAAAGCAAGAUGGCGGCCGUCGCAACUGCCGAUGGCGGGUGUCAGUGUGAGAUUAAGAUAAGUGAUAAGAGUAUGGGCAAUGGAUAUUCGUAUAGUAUUGAGAAAAUUGUGAAUGAUGAAACGGUAGUGCAGAGUAACAUAUAAAAACUAUAAAUAUUAGGUACGUAUGUACUUAAUACAGAGUAUUAAUGAGCCAAGUUUUUGAAGUGA
Molecule: messenger RNA, 1920 nt
Organism: Cydia splendana
Lineage: Eukaryota; Metazoa; Arthropoda; Insecta; Lepidoptera; Tortricidae
Exons: 8
Coding region: 22-1854 (610 amino acids)
Biological process (GO): regulation of transcription by RNA polymerase II
Cellular component (GO): nucleus
Molecular function (GO): DNA binding
Source: RefSeq, a predicted model, not a curated record